AUGGUUGCCGAGGAUCUCAUUGCUAUGCUUCACACUGUCAUACUUGAACCAUCAGCGGACCUGUUGACAGGUUCGUCGUGGGCCACGACAGUAGAAGGACCACAGAACUUUCAAGAUUUCUCAGACAAUGGAUCCGCCCAUUCCGGAGAAGCCGAGGAGUUCAUUUUCACAUCUGGCCAUGCUACGCCCCGAGGAACCAGGGUGCCUUCCCAAGGAAACUGGUCCACAUCCAGGACUACCGCUUCUGUGGCCCAAGGUGGACAAGCCAUGUCCAGGGUGAGCUCAAGCAGGUCUAGCGGCUCUUCGCUGUCACAAUCAUCACAUCUGUCCAACAUGGACUUCACAGGUAAUGCUUCCGCUCUUCAGACUGGAACCCAGACCGGUGCUACCUUGCAUGGGAUUGAUACUUGCCUCCUGGAUCCCACCGAUGGUAUUACGAACCAGAUGUACUGGCCCGGCUACCCCCUUGACGGUGGACUGAACGGUGAUGCCACCUUUUCUCUUACCGAUGCCAACCCUCUGCAUGUCGUUCCCUCUCACAUGCAGCUCGGUCCUGAUGUUUCCCUGAUCGAGAACUCUCCUCCCAGCCCUUGGGACUGCUUUUCUAGCUCCAUCUCUCGAUCAUCUUCUCCCAACACUAUUGAGGAUUUGUGGUUCCCUAACCAGAGCCCAAACUCAUCUCCUGAGAUUCAGUGCCAGUCACCGAGCCUGGAUCGGAACCUCCCUUUGAUCUCUGAAGAUGCCAAUGGAAAGGCCAUGCCCACUUUUGACGAGCUUCCUGCUGCCACCUCUGCCUUCACCGGUCCACGACGACAGAACAGCGAUGGUGAGUCAGCUCGGGACCAUGACCUAUACAAGAAGGCCGCUCCAUACGAGGAUGGACUUUAUCACUGCCCAUGGGAAGGACAACCAAGCUGCAACCACCGACCCGAGAAGCUAAAGUGCAACUAUGACAAAUUUGUGGACUCCCACUUGAAGCCCUACCGCUGCAAGGCUGAGUCGUGCGAGGGCGCCCGCUUCUCGUCGACUGCUUGCCUCCUCCGCCAUGAACGUGAGGCCCACGGACUCCAUGGUCAUGGCGACAAGCCUUUCCUCUGUGUUUAUGAGGGCUGUGAGCGCGCCGUUCCUGGAAAUGGAUUCCCUCGCCAGUGGAACUUGCGUGACCACAUGAAGCGUGUUCACAACGACCACGGAAGCUCCAGCGGCUCACCUACAACUGGAUCUGCUCAGCCUGCUAAGGGACGUAAGCGCAAGACUGAGACUGCCGAGGCUCAGACUUCCCACAGCCGCAAGGCGACUGUCAAGUCUAUGCCUCCUCCCCCGGAGCCCAAGGAGAACAUGACCCAACCCCUUAUUGACCAGUGGAUGGAGCACCGCAAGGCUGUGGAGAGCCUCAUGCGAAACCUCAUCAAGCCUGAGGAUACCCAGAACCUCCAGCACAUCGGAACUCUCCAGAACCGUCUGGGUUCCAUGAUGAAGCUUACCAACGACCUCAAUGCCAUCAACAACCCAGGAAACACGCUGGUUGGCACUGGCUGA
Messenger RNA from Fusarium fujikuroi IMI 58289, 1539 nucleotides. RefSeq lists its product as uncharacterized. Lineage: Eukaryota; Fungi; Ascomycota; Sordariomycetes; Hypocreales; Nectriaceae. The coding region runs from base 1 to 1539 and encodes 512 amino acids. The record is from RefSeq and is a predicted model, not a curated record. The transcript has 5 exons.